This is a messenger RNA of Cynara cardunculus var. scolymus (artichoke), 1373 nucleotides long. RefSeq lists its product as uncharacterized. Bases 25 to 1161 code for a protein of 378 amino acids. NCBI's taxonomy places the organism in Eukaryota, Viridiplantae, Streptophyta, Magnoliopsida, Asterales, Asteraceae. The transcript is spliced from 5 exons. The record is from RefSeq and is a predicted model, not a curated record.
GUUAGUUAAUCUUCAAGCCUAAAAAUGUCUUCUUUUAGGUCAUCUUCUCGUUACAAUCGAUCCUCCACUCAAUCCGAUCCUUCCUCCUCCACCGACCUGAACAAAACCCACCUCAAUCAAACCAAAAAUCCGGAUGUCUCUUAUGCCCUUGCUAAAUCCAAAUCCACUAAGAACGACCAGAAUUUGACUGCUAUGGUUAAGAAGUUCAUGGAGAAGAGGUCUUCCUCCUCCAUAAAGCCCAAAGCAAGGGACUUUGUGGUGGCCGCGGAUCUUACUACCUUCAUUGCUGAUGAUUUGAAGAAGAAGGGCACAAUGAGUUCCAGGAGAGGUGGAACGACAGCUUUGGGAGGAUUGCAUAAGAAGUUAUUUGGUAACAAAGGUAAAGGGGACGAGAGUGAGGGGAAGAAGAAGGCCUUGACUGAAGCCAAGCCGAAUGCUAGGACUUUGGCGAUGGUGUUGAGAAGUGAGAGGGAGCUUUUGAGUCAGAACAAGGAUCAAGAGGUGGAGAUAACAGAGCUGAAAUUGAUGCUCGAGGAGAAAAACAGAGAGGUAGACAAGCUUAAAGAUCUUUGUUUGAAACAAAGGGAAGAGAUCAAGUCUUUGAAGAGUGCCAUUCUGUUCCCAGAUGUGAUGAAUACACAGCUCCAAGGACUUCUAGAGAAGCAGGAUUCUGAACUAAAACAGGCAAAACAAGUUAUCCCUACCCUCCAGCAGCAGGUUACUUCUCUGACUGGCCAACUUCAGUGCCUUGCUGAGGAUCUAGCAGAGGUGAAAGCCGACAAAUAUUCAGUCUCUGGAUGUUAUGAUGGUCUUAUAAGCUCUCCAAGAACACCUACAUAUGAGCAAGAAGAAGCAACCAAUUCUCUGGAGUUCAGCUCUGGGGACCGAACAACCCCUGGCAGUCCAGAUGACAUGUUCUUAAAUGAUCUAAACCCUUGUUUAACACCUUAUGCCAAGUCCAAGUCUAAGGAAUUUGAAGCCAUUGAAUAUCAUGAGAACUCAUCGUACAAUGAUACAAGGUUUCAUGAUAUUGGCUUUGGUAGAAAAUUGUCAAAAAGUUCGACUAAUCACCAUCAUGUCAAUUCAGGGAAGAUUCUUGGUCGAGCAGGUUGCAGAUCAGAUGAAAACAAGUACACAUAUGGUAAGUAUAUGCACUAUUAAAGUUAUUCUUAGAGUAGUUUGAUGUGGAGCUCUCUUGUUCAUCCGGUUUGUAGGAUGUGAAAUUUAUGCCCUUCAUCUUUGUAUCUUGAAAACACUAUUUUACUGCGAUUCCUAGUUAUCAACUCUUGUUCAAUAAUAAUACUAUAAAAUAAGCUUUUUUAUGUUUUUGGUAACUUCAUUAUCAUGUAGUAGCGUUUUUAUCAUCAUGAAUC